This is a messenger RNA of Camellia sinensis, 613 nucleotides long. Lineage: Eukaryota; Viridiplantae; Streptophyta; Magnoliopsida; Ericales; Theaceae. The record is from RefSeq and is a predicted model, not a curated record.
AUGACGUGGCUUCAACGAUCUUAUUCAAAUAAGAUUCAAGAAUUCGAGUUGGAGAUGAAGGUUUCACUAGUUGUUAAUUUAAGGGCAUAUAAAAAGUUAUCAGCCAUUGGAGCGUGGGAGAACAGUAGAAAAGCAAUUGUAGAAGCUCAGCUAAAGAAGAUUGAGGAAAAACUUGAAAAGAAGAGGGCAGAAUAUGCAGAGAAGAUGAACAACAAGAAGUCUGAAAUCCACAAGGCAGCAGAAGAAAAGAGAGUGAUGGUCGAGGCCAAACGUGGAGAGGAUAUUCUCACUGUAGAAGAGAUAGCUGCAAAAUUCCGUUCAACUGGCAAUACUCCAAAGAGGAUAUUUGGAUGCUUUCGCUUCUGAUUUCUUAGGCUAAAACCAAACAACACACCUAUGGAAUUUAACACUUUGUUUUCUUUGUUGCUAGGCUUGUUUGAAUUGUUUUCUUGUGUAAUAAUCCAGUGUGAUUUUAUACAUCUGUCUUAUAAGUAUGUAAGAAAAGAAAAGAAAAGAAAAGAAAAAGGAAGGAAAGGCGGAAAAAGAAACAAAGAAAAAAAAAAAAAUCUCUUUCAAUGUUCUAUCUCUGCGAAAACUUAAUCCUAAAUGAAAA